UGACGUUCAGGGCUCCCUGCUGCAGAGAAAGAGAAAGUGAAAGAAUUAGGAUUUCAUAGAACUGAUCCCGGACCAGAGGAAGCUGUAACAGUCUGCGAAUCAUUUCUGAUCAAACUUGGACUCCAUGUCUUCAGAUGAGGAUUUCUCUCUAAUCAUGGAGUCACAGCAGCCAUCUGAGGAAACUUUAGAUGGAAUCCAGGCCUUAGCCUCCAACUACAAGAUAAAGUGCAAUCAGCUGGUUCAGCAGCAGAAUGAUCUGGCCAUCCUCAUUAGGGACAAUCAGGAGAUGACACAGAAGUUCAGGAAGCGCUCCAUCAAACUGGCCAAGAGUCUGCAAGAGGACCAGAAAUCCUACCAGGAGCAGAUGGCCAGUGAAAUGACGAGGCAAAGUUUACUGAGUCAGGAGGAGCUCAAGCUCAUGAAGGAUAUCCAGGACGUCGAGGCUGCCCUGAAGGAGGAGGAGGUCUAUAAUGAACACCUCAGAAAGCAGACUGAUGUGUUCACCGCUGUGCCAGAGAAGAAGGUCGUCUUUAUGGGGAAGACAGAAGAUGCAUGUGACAUGCAAACAUUUGAAAUGACAUCGCGUAUCGUUUAUCCGAUGAAGGAAGGAACGGCACUGAUCACGUUUGAGGAGGAAGAGGUGGCCAAGAGGAUCCUGAGCAUGAAGAAGCAUCAGGUGAAGCUGGAUGACGAGUGUCGCAUCAACGUGAAGGCCCAGCCGGUUCAGCUGAUGCUGCCCAGUCUGGUGGAGAUCAACUCUGAAGUUUGUCCUCGACGUAUAUUAAUCUCCAACCUGCCAAAAAUGGACACGGAGAAUCUGGUGAACAAGCUGGAGAUCCACUUCCACAGGUCUAAACACGGAGGCGGCGAGGUGGAGAACUGUGAAUUCCUGCCCGACUCUGGGACUGUGGUCCUGACAUUCGUGGAGGAAAACAUCGCCAAAGGUUUGACAGAGAGAGAGUUCCACGAAGUAGAGCUCCAGCAAAAGAAGCACACCGUGAGAGUGACUCCUUUUCUGAAUGGGAAAAUUACAAACCUUCAGACCAAGAUGUUGGCGUGCCCUCGGACGGUGCUUCUGACAGGAAUCCCCCAAGUGGAGCACGAGAACCUGGAAGAUCAGGUGGAAAUCCACUUCCAGAGAAGCAGCAAUGGUGGAGGCGAAGUCGAAGCCUUUCUCUACAACCCGCUGGGUCAGCACACCACAGCGCUGUUCGAGAGCAUCCCCUCCAAAACUGAGCAGCAGUAAACUGUAGAUUUAUUCCUGUGGCUCCAGAAAACCUUAUGAAGACACCACUGUCCAGAUGAAAAGAUAGGAUACAGCAUUCUCAAAGUGUCUGAGUUGCAACUUCUGCUGCCAGCCCCCGAGUAAUUUCUGGAAAAUUUGAAUUCUCUGGCGAUAAAAGACAACGUUUGCAUCAUGUGCUGUAAAAAGAGCGGAGAAAAUCCUACAUGCUCUACUCAGAUGACGCCCCUCAUCUCAAAGUCCCGGACAUUUGACCCAGAAAAACCCCUGCCGUGUUCUUAAUCUGAAAGACAAACUCCAGACGCAAUUUCCCAGACAUUUUCCCAGAGUUCAUGUCUAAGCUUUAUAUUCUAUUCAUAUUUCUUGUGGUGGAAGUCAGUUAAAUAACUGCCAAAUAUUUUAAUGGAUAAUUCCUGCUGUUUUCUCACCUGUCCAUUUGGUAGUUUGUUUGCCAGCAUGGAUUACGUAACAACUCAUAAAAUCUUGACGUGGAUCAGCUCAAAGAUUUGAAUCGUGAGAUUUCACAUUUUGAAUUUAUAGAAUAUAUAUUUACAGUGGAAUCACAAUUAACUUUGUGAAGAAGUAUAUUAUUUAAUCAAAGUGAAUCUUUGACUAAACAUUUUUCCAAAUUCAUGGAAGAAAAAAUAAACGGUCUGUUGUAACACUUGAUGUGUUAAAGACUAACUGGUUUUCAUUUUGGAAUAAGUUUGAUCAGAAGAUUCACAGCCGUCUGUUAAGGAUGAAGCUCUUCUGAUUUUUCCAUGAGAUUCAUUCUGCCUCAAAUCAUGUGCUCAUGGACGGAUUAUAAAAUGAGUCAACAGGAGAUGAAGUUCCUCUCGCUGUCUCACAACCUGACAACCGUUGAUUUGAUACCUGAAGUCUUCCCACAAGAACACAUACAAAUCAGAAAGGUUUCCAUUAAAUAGAUGUCAUAUUAUUUCUGAUAGGUUUUUUAAAAUAUCCUGUGCUGAAUUACUUUCUCUAUAAAAGUUAUUUUU
Messenger RNA from Paralichthys olivaceus (Japanese flounder), 2241 nucleotides. RefSeq names its product interferon-induced protein 35 (gene ifi35). NCBI's taxonomy places the organism in Eukaryota, Metazoa, Chordata, Actinopteri, Pleuronectiformes, Paralichthyidae. The record is from RefSeq and is a predicted model, not a curated record. Gene Ontology annotation, cellular component: nucleus.